Molecule: messenger RNA, 2242 nt
Organism: Trichogramma pretiosum
Lineage: Eukaryota; Metazoa; Arthropoda; Insecta; Hymenoptera; Trichogrammatidae
Gene: mRpL2
Product: 39S ribosomal protein L2, mitochondrial
Exons: 2
Coding region: 68-985 (305 amino acids)
Biological process (GO): cytoplasmic translation
Cellular component (GO): ribosome
Molecular function (GO): structural constituent of ribosome; RNA binding
Source: RefSeq, a predicted model, not a curated record
UCUGCUAUUUGUAAACUCGCUGGCUGCUACCGCAAAAUCGCACGCACACACGCAGUCUGCCAAAAAAAUGUCCGCCACGGCGAUGCUUCGUCGGCUCGUUCUCCAGGGUACGCAAACCCUGGCGGCCGGCACGAGGCCGGCCGCGGCCAGCUGUCAGCUGAUGAUCAGCCGCGAUUACUAUAAGCCCAAGUACGUGCCCAAGCCCGGCAUAAAAGGCAAGUCUUAUCGGCGAAUCGUUCACUUCAAGGAUGAGUACACGGUCGAGCCAUUGGAGGUUACGAAUCUCGCUGGUCGAGAUCCGGUGACAGGUCGAGUUGUAGCCAAUGGUAUCGGUGGUGGAAUCAAACACAAGUACCAUUGGAUCAACUGGCGUCGAGAUGGACCUACAGACCUCAACGAAAAACCAAAGGAAGAAAGAGUAUUGGAAGUACUGUUCGAUGGUUGUCGUACCAGUCACGUUGCUCUAGUUGGAUCUGGUAAAGAACUCUACUACAUUCUUGCUACCAUCAACAUGAAAGAAGGAGAUAUAUUGAGAACUCACAGAGGUGUACCAAGAAUACCUAUAUUUCCCAACGAAGGCGAUUGUUAUCCUCUGGGAGCACUUCCCGUUGGCACGCUUGUUAAUUGCGUUGAAAAGUAUCCUGGCCUUGGUGGUUUCCUUAUUCAUGCUGCUGGCUGUUGCGGCACUAUAACUGAGAAACAAGGCGACAGAGUCAUUGUUAAAGUACCUAGUAAAAAACCUUUUAGUCUUGAUAAACACUGUAUGGCAACCGUUGGUCGUUUGUCAAACGAACUCCAUGGUGUCACCCCUAUUGGCAGUGCCCAAAGGAAUCGAGAAUUAGGAAACAGACCAAGAAGUGGAUUGUGGCAAAGGAAAACUGGCAGGCAUGGAAGAAAAAUUAAGCCACCACCCAGAGUUAGAGCAUUCGAUCCAUAUGAGCCACAGAUAGAUAACACCAUACAGUUGACGUUGAAUGGCUUAUAAGCAAAUCUAAAGAUUUGUUGUGAAUAUUAUUAAUGUACGUUACAGUUAAGUCUAUUUUUACAGUUUUUCUUUGAAAACUUCUCAUAGAAUUUGUAAAAUAAAAACUUUAAGUUUACAUUGUUCUGAAAAUUGUUUUUAAUUGAUCAUGAAGUUAUUCUAUUGCAAUACUAUACAAAUCUUUUAUAAAAUAAAAUUGUAAUUGCUAGAAUCAAGAAAGUUGUUUUUUUAAAGUAAUUGAGGUGUUCAUAUGUUAUUAUAGUGAAAAGAAAGAUUGUUUUCAAUUUUACUGGACGUAUUUAGAUUUAUUGUCUUUGAGUUCGAUGAAUUAUCAUGUAGAAUCUUCUUGAAUCACAAUAAUUUGAUGCUCAUUAUAUUUACCAUAUUGUCUAAGACAAACAAUAGCCAUUUCAUUGCAAGCAGAUUCAUAAAAUAAUUUUCUUUGGUAAAACAAUAUGUGCUUCAUUCGAAUACUAUUGGAAAAAGUAUAAAUGCAUAGAUUCAAAAAUAUACUCAUAUUUUAUGAUAAGCACUGGAUUAUCAAUUCAAGAUUGAUAGUUUGCACACACAUUGAUUUACAGGCAGUGUCUUGAAUGAUAUGACGUCAAUCUCAUUAAAAUGCUCCUCACACUUUCUCUAUAUAUUUGUGUACAAAGUGAAUUAAUUAUUGUCAACAAAGCAAUAUUUGGAGUUAUCUCAAUGUAUACCUUAGACUUUUCACUUCACGAGUGUAAACAAAACAAAAAAUGCCCAUAAUGUACUUCUAUGCACUGCGUUCAGCGCUAAUUGAAAUAUCAUUUUUAUUAAAAUUGAUCUCUUAGGUUUUCUCAACGACACAAUUAAUAGAACUGUAUAGAACAGGAUUGAACACUGUUGAAUAUCUUAUUUUUUACAAAACAUUGAUAUAAUUCAACAUUAUAUUAUAUAUAAUAAUAUAUAUAUGAGGCGGUCGCCGCUUUCAAAAAUAGCUCGCUCUUUAUCACAUCUCAAGCCUUUUCCUCCAGCACAAGCGUCGCGCUCUCUUCGCGAUAUCACUCGCGUUUGAAAAAAUAUAUACUUUGCUCAUAUACUUUUAUAUAAUUUAAAAUGUACAACAAUUCCAACACGACUCGUGUAAUAUAUUCCUCGAAGCAGUUUACAAUCAUCAACGCAGUCUCUCGCUCUCUCUAUUUUUUAAUAAAAUUAAAAACCGCAGACUCAGCAACAAUUGCACGUGUUCUUGGAUUAAAAAGACAAAUGAAUAAAAAUUAAAAAAAAAAA